Messenger RNA from Endocarpon pusillum Z07020, 999 nucleotides. RefSeq lists its product as uncharacterized. Bases 1 to 999 code for a protein of 332 amino acids. The transcript is spliced from 4 exons. Lineage: Eukaryota; Fungi; Ascomycota; Eurotiomycetes; Verrucariales; Verrucariaceae. The record is from RefSeq and is a predicted model, not a curated record.
AUGGAAGGACUCGGUAAUCUUCCUCCACCAUCGAAUGAUCCUGUUAGGCAAUACAUGAUUGACCAUGCUGGCCAGAUCGACAAGUUAUCGUUCAAGGCAAGUAUCCUCCCAGUUAUCACUGGCGUCUUCUGCGGCGUUGCCGUUGUCGCGGCCCUUGUUCGCCUUGUUGCCCGGGCCAUGCGUCGCCGAACUCUCUACCGGGACGACUAUUUAGUGCUCUUCGCAGUUCUCUCGCUCGGUGCGGCCACUGGUGUGCUGUAUCAUUGGUGCGAUGCAUUAUUCCUCGUCCAAGCAAUGAGCAUGGAGGGCUUCAUCCCUACGAGGACUGAGAUCAUGCCCAUACUUAACACCAUGAAAUGGGUCUACAUCUACGUUGCCUUGACUUGGAGCUGCAUCUUUGCCAUCAAGCUGGCUUUCUUCUCCUUUUUCCAUCCGCUUCUCCUCGGUAUGGCCAGAAAGUUCUUAAUCUACUACUGGUUUGCUGUCAUUUUCACUAUAUGCUGCUGGAUCCUUUUCCUCCUUCAGCCACUCAUCCCGUGCCGAAACUUUGGCUUAGAUGCAGUCAAUACUUGUUAUCGAAAUCCUUCGCUUGCAAAGAAUAUGGCGCCGAGCAUAGUUGCAGCAGUGCUGGAUAUCAUAACUGAUGCUAUGAAAACGUCGAUAAAAGAUAAUGAACCCAACGAACCUUCGUACGACCCCAAGCUCACCGGGUUUAGGCUUCUCCCAAUCCCUGAUGACUCGUACUCGGUCUGCGUCCAUCUUGAUGCCCUCCGGAGCAAUAAUCAAACCGGGAAACUUGACAGAAAGCGUAUUGAACUCGCACUUUUUAAUAUGGGCUUGGAUCUCGCUCUCACGGAGGAUUUUUGGAACCUCUCGUACGUGAUCCUCAUGUUCCUCACACGAGCUACUAAAGAUCAGGAUAUCAUCCAAGUACAACACUAUGAACUUGCCCAGCACCUUUAUAAACCUCUCGUCUAUAAAGCGUUGAAAAGUCGCUAA